CCUCCCUUUCACCAAUUUACUCAAACUGCACAUGGCCGACACAUAGCGCUUCUAGAAGGCGGUAUCGCGCCAUUUGUCCUCGCCUCUCGCAGUGUCCCGCGCCAUCAUGGCCGAAACAGCGGGCACAAAGAGGCCUCAUUCCAACGCGACCUCCGAUGCGCACGCGAACAAGAAGCGCAAGGUGCAACGAACACUCCAGCAUGUCGCAUGCAGACCGCAGCAUGUCGAGCCUGCUCCUCAAGAGCCAGUCUUCGUGCAGAGUCAGCUACUUAAGAGCAUCACCGCCGCUCUGACGAUGGCGGGCUUCGACAGCGUGAAGCCGACUGCGCUCGAGAUGUUUCGCGGGGCGGCAGAGGAGUACAUGCUAAACUUCCUCCAUCACGUGCGCACGAGCAUGCAGAGUAACCGGCGCACAUCUCCAACCGCUCUCGACUUCGCAUCUGCUCUGGCGCUCGUACCGAACACAUCCUCCGCAUCCCUGCUCAAGCCGCUCUUGGGUGAAAAGAUCCCAGAGUCAAUCUCGAGUCCUUCCAUUCCCGAUCCAGAUCCUGCGCCACCUGCGGCGCCCGACUUCAGCUCGCUCCUACAACCCCUCGUCACUGCUCAGCCACCAUCCUACAUCCCGAAACACUUCCCAUCACUACCACCUAAACACGCGUGGAGACACACAUCCGUGUAUGCGGAUCGAGAACACGAUGCGCGCAAGAUGCGAGAGCGCGCGACAGAGGAGGGCAUGCUAGCGGAGCAAGCAUUGAGGAAGCUGGCUGCUGCGGCCAAGAGCGGGGCAGUCAAGGCUGAGCGUAUGAAGGAGAACGCGAUUAGUGAGGUGGGACGAAAGGCUGGCGUGAAAGGUGGGAGGAGGCAGGCGAGGAGAGGCCAGGGAGCUGAGCAGCUGUAUGGACAGAUGUUGAAGGACAUCGCAGGCACUGCUGCAGGGGAUGAAGACGAGGGGAUGGAUCUGGGGCUGGACGGCAUCAACGAGCUGAGGGAAGAGGGCAUCGAUCCGGGGAUGCCGGAGGGAGUGGUGGUCAACUGGGAUAUCGCGGGUUGGAGGCGAGGUGCUCGAAAGCAUCAUCACUACAUCUGAUUCCGCCCGUCAUUUAGCGAGGUGUCUUUGGUGUUAUUUGAUAUUGGCAUUGGUAUGG
Neohortaea acidophila is the source of this 1145-nucleotide messenger RNA. RefSeq names its product transcription factor TFIID complex subunit 8 C-term-domain-containing protein. Gene Ontology annotation, molecular function: protein heterodimerization activity. Gene Ontology annotation, cellular component: transcription factor TFIID complex. The transcript has 2 exons. Lineage: Eukaryota; Fungi; Ascomycota; Dothideomycetes; Mycosphaerellales; Teratosphaeriaceae. Gene Ontology annotation, biological process: transcription initiation at RNA polymerase II promoter. Bases 107 to 1087 code for a protein of 326 amino acids. The record is from RefSeq and is a predicted model, not a curated record.